GGUUUCUGACCAGUCAGUGGGCGCGGCGCGGGUUUCGGUUCGAGGAGCUAGUGUUUGCCGCCUCGGUUCCCGCGACCCCAACGUCUCAGGGCGGAGUCGGUGGAGGCGUUUCCUGGAGCCCACCUCUGUUUCGGUUCAACAAACAGAUCCGGCCUGAACGGGAGGUUGUAGUGAUUCGGGCUUCAUGCUUCGAUUUUCACGGAGAGGCCGGAGCGGGGACCGGAGGAGGACCGUGGGCGGCGUUCAGGACCCCGCGUUGGGAUCAGCCCUCCAGGAACCAGUGGAACCAGUGUGAGGAAUUAGCGGAUCACGGAUUCCUGUAGAAUCGUUUUUGCUUAGGAUACCGAGCAUUUGAAAUUUAAUAAAUCAUUCGCCAACUAUUGUGGAGCCUCUAUAUCCUCGUGCAGGGUCCCAGAUGAACACCAGGUUUUCUUCAAGCAAGAUGGUACCAUUUUAUUUUCCUCCAUCAAAAUGUGCACUUUGGAACCCAAUGCCAAUUGGAGAUUUCAUCAAUUUACAUCUUAAUUACUACAGAAAUCCAAAGCUUGUGAUAACUGAAAAGACAAUCCGACUUGCUUGUCGACAUGCUAAGCAGAAUAAAAAGAACUUGCCAUGCUUUUUACUUGGUUCUCUCACAGUAGAUGAAGAUGAAGAAAGUGUAAUAUUGACAAUAGAUCGCUUUGAUCCUGGUCGAGAAGUACCUGGAUGCUCUGAAAGAACCCCUACUGCUUCUCUUCCUGGGGACUUUGUGAUUCCAUGCAAAGUCCAAACUAAUGGACUUUGUUCAAAAGAAAUAAUAGUACACAGUGCAGAUGACUUCAAUUCAGCUUUUAAGGCUCUGCAGCACCAUAUACGUAGCAAAGAGUCCUUGGAUUGUGGUAAACUGCUUUCCCUAAGAGCUCAUAUCACUUCCAGAGAGAGUUUGGACAAUGUGGAUUUUGACUUACAUUGGGCAGCAGUAACUCUAGCAAAUACCUUUAAAUGUAUACCGGUGAAGCCCAUCUCCAUUAUUCCUACAGCUCUGGCAAGAAACUUGAGCAGUAAUCUUAACAUUUCUCAAGUUCAAGGUAUCUAUAAAUAUGGAUAUCUUACCAUGGAUGAAACACGCAAAUUGUUACUUUUGCUGGAAUCUGAUCCCAAGGUUUAUUCUCUUCCAUUAGUGGGAAUAUGGCUCUCUGGUAUUAUACAUAUAUAUAGUCCUCAGGUGUGGGCUUGCUGCUUACGAUACAUGUUCAAUUCCUCUAUUCAAGAAAGAGUUUUUUCAGAAUCUGGAAAUUUCAUUAUAGUUCUAUAUUCUGUGACACAUAAGGAUCCUGAGUUUUAUGAAUGCCUCCCUUGCGAUGGCAGGUUACCUGACCUUCGAUUCCAGCUACUAACCAGCAAUGAAACAUUACAUCUUUUUAAAAAUGUUGAACCUUCUGACAAGAAUCCAAUACAUUUUGAACUGAGUGCUAAAAGCCAAAAUGCAGAAACAGAGUUUUUCAACAAAGUUUGUAAAAAUCUUUCAAUUAAGAGGUCUGCCCAAAAGUUAUCUCCAGGGAAAAUGCCAAUAAAUGAUCAUGACUCUGGUGUUGAAGAUGAAGAUUUUUCUCCAAGACCAAUUCCUAGUCCUCAUCCAGUGAGUCAGAAGGUUUCUAAGAUCCAGCCAUCAGUUCCAGAACUUUCACUUGUGUUGGAAAGCAAUUUAACUGACUCAAAUCCUCUGCCUAAUCCUUUGGAAAUGGUGAAUAAUGAAAAUCCUCCAUUGUUGAUUAACCGGUCUGAACACUUGGAACCACUGCACUCCCAGCUUUAUGAUGGGAAACACAGCCCAGAAAUUGAAGUUGGAGAGCCUUCCUUGAAAGGGCUUCCAAAUCAAUUAAGCCAGGGCACUACUCCUUUGGGACACUGCAAAAUUCAACAGCUAGCUACCUACCAGAAUGAGAACGCCCACAUGAGGAGCAGUGUUAAACCAUCUUCUCUUAACGGGUCACCUACUGAUGCAUCUGAAAAGCAUCAAACAGUUUCUUCUGGAAAUGCACACAAAGAAGAGUAUUCUGUAAGAUCUUCCACAUUUAAUUCCAGGCAGUCUUCUAAUGCCCCACAGUCCCACCCACACAAUUUUACUUUCUCACCUCACAAUUCAGGAAAACCAGUGGAAUUUCAGAUACCUCCCCCUCCAUCACCGUCUUACUAUCCCACUAAUGUUUGCAGUUGUUGUCAGCAUCAUGGCCAUAUUCGGUAUAGUCCAAUAAAUUCUUGGCAAGGAAUGAAUACAGUAGGAUCAGUUCAAGACCUCCAGACUGACGCACUUCAAAAGCAUACAUUAUUUCACCCAAGUGGGUGUCCUGCUCUGUGCCAUAAUGCAUUCUGUUCUUCAAGUAGUCCUAUAGCUUUGAGACCUCAAGGAAGCAUGGAUGGUUGUUCUCCCCACGGCAAUGUAGAGCCAUCGCCUGUAGCAAGACUACCUUCACAUGUGGACUCCUGUAACCGGCCUUGUGCAGUGUGCAUGCACACACCGAAGACUGAGUCAGAUAAUGGAAUGAUGGGACUAUCUCCAGAGGCAUAUAGGUUCCUCACAGAACAAGACCGACAGCUGAGACUACUUCAGGCACAGAUUCAGCGUUUAUUGGAAGCGCAGUCUCUUCAAUCCUGUUCCCCUCAAACAGCUACUGUUGAAAACAAGGGGCAGACUGCAAGACAAAUGGAGUUGGUUUCCAUGGAAGCACAGUCGUCGCCUGGUUUACACAUGAGAAAAAGUGUAAGCAUUGCUGUGAGCACAGGUGCUAGCUUGUUUUGGAAUGCAGCAGGUGAUCAUCAAGAACCUGACUCUCAGCUGAAGCAAGAUGAUACCAAGAUUUCCAGUGAGGACAUGAAUUUUUCUGUUGAUAUUAAUAAUGAAGUCACAAGUCCUCCGGGUAGUGCAUCUUCAUUAAAAGCAGUUGAUAUUCCCAGUUUUGAAGAGAGCAACAUUGUUGUGGAAGAAGAAUUUAAUCAGCCACUUUCUAUAUCCAACAGCUCUUCUCCAGUUGUGAGAAAAGAACCUGAUGUGCCUGUGUUCCUUCCGAAUUCCCUGCUGGCAGAGCGCACAAGCAUGUGCUUACAGAGUGGACCAACAGAGGGUGCUAGUAACAACUCUGUAACAUUAGAGGAACCAAAAAUUGAGCAAGUAAUGCGACAAUCCUUGCCUCAUCAAACAUCAGAUAACCAGAAAAUAUACCAGGAUUUAUUGGGUCAAGUGAACCACCUAUUAAAUAACUCCUCCAAAGAAACUGAACAACCAUCUACCAAAGCAGUGAUUAUCAGCCAUGAAUGCAUCAGAACCCAAAAUGUUUACCAUGCAAAGAAAAAAAAACAUGAUUCAGGACUGGUGGACAAAGAUUGUGUUCUUAAUGCAACCCUGAAGCAACUAAGAAGCCUUGGAGUAAAAAUUGAUUCUCCCACUAAAGUGAAAAAAAAUGCACAUAAAGUGGAUCAUGCCAGUGUGUUGGCAUGCAUCAGCCCUGAAGCAGUGAUCUCUGGAUUAAACUACAUGUCAUAUGCUAAUGUUGGCAUGAGUGGCUUAAGCCCUAACAGUGUGGAUUUGAGCAUGGAGGCAAAUGCUAUAGCUCUGAAAUACUUAAAUGAAAAUCAGCUGUCACAACUGUCUGUCACUCGAUCAAAUCAAAAUAACUGUGACUCAUCCUUUAGCUUUCUGCAUAUUAAUACAGACAAAAGCACAGUAGGGCUUAGUUUAAUUUCACCAAACAACAUGUCUUUUGCAACCAAAAAAUAUAUGAAGAGAUAUGGGCUUAUACAAAGCAGUGACAAUAGUGAAGAUGAAGAGGAACCUCCAAAGAAUACAGAUCACAAGAGUGAACAUUUAUUGAAUCAGAACCCCACAUGCACACCUGAGCAACUUGAUUGUCAGAAGGAGCCUUCUAGGAAUGCCUGUGAAAUAACUAAUUGUAAUAACUGUGAAUCCUUGGGCACCCCUAGAGGUAUGCCAGUAUUGAAAAAUAUUACAAAUGAAGCUGUUCAGCCAAAAGCAGCACAGCAGUUGAAUGAAAACCCAGCUUUUUUAUUAAAGAACCUUAAGUCAAGUCCUGCAGUGAACCUCCGAACUGGAAAAGCAGAGUUUACCCAACAUCCUGAGAAAGAAAACGAAAGGGACACUCCAUUUUUUCCUGAAAGCUUGAAACCUUCUGAAACUUUAAAGCAAAUGAAUAGUAUAAAUUCUGUAGGCACCUUCUUAGAUGUUAAGCGUCUCAGACAGUUGCCAAAAUUAUUUUAAACCUUUAACUCCCUGCCCUGAUAGGAGGACUGGGUGUCUUCGGAAGAUACUUAUAGAAGCCAGAACUCUUUGGUAGUUUGGGGAUCUCUAAUUAAACAUGGGUCAUCCUGUUUGUUUGUUUUUUAUAACAGCUGAUUGCAAAGAGUGAACAAGUGACCUAAUUGUAAGAUGGCUGGCUGGUCAGAGGGCUAAGUUCUCUUUGUUAAAGAGCUUUUAAUGUCACUGAAGCCUUUUUAAAACAAA
Messenger RNA from Pipistrellus kuhlii (Kuhl's pipistrelle), 4495 nucleotides. RefSeq names its product STIL centriolar assembly protein (gene STIL). The record is from RefSeq and is a predicted model, not a curated record. The transcript has 17 exons. Gene Ontology annotation, cellular component: centrosome; centriole. Gene Ontology annotation, biological process: centrosome duplication; mitotic spindle organization; protein localization to centrosome. Bases 416 to 4252 code for a protein of 1278 amino acids. Lineage: Eukaryota; Metazoa; Chordata; Mammalia; Chiroptera; Vespertilionidae.